AUGGACUGCAGGUCAGACAGAGAACCAGCGCAGCUGAACGGGAUUCAGCUGCCGUCUACGCUGCCGUCUACGCUGCCUUCUGCUAGGCCUCGACGAUGGUCACGUUUUACCUCUUCAUCUUUUGCCUCUCCGGCCAGGGAGCCUGCUGUUUCUGCGCAUCCCGGCCCUCGCCACCUCGACUCCGCUGGCCUUGAUGAGCCUGCCCUCGCACACCGGACUACUGCCCUAUAUCAGUUGAAUCGAUCGUCUAAGCCUUUCUCGUCUCGAAAAUCCCGACCAGCACAGGCUACCAGUCGCUCCUCGUCGACGUUGGCGUCCCAACCGGUCUUAGUCCGGGCUUACUCUGGCCAUGCUCAGGACCGCCCCGAGCCCGCCAGAAUGCCUUCGCGGCGGUCGUUUUUACUGUCAAGGGCCCCCGCGGCGCGGCCCCGCGGCCCGGAGCUUCCAUCAGAUGAAGAUUUCAGCAUUGAAGGCAUCCUGCGUGCAAUCGAGCCCGACAUUCGCGGGACGUUGGAUUCGAUCGCCGAGAUCUGCGGUCGAAGCAAGCUCAGCCUGGCCAACGAGUACAGCAGUCACAUUGCGCCCUUGGGAGAGAUUCGGGCCCCACCAGGGGGUCUGCUGACGGUGGAUGAGGCCACCCCCAGUCAUGAAGGACAGACCGAUGAGAGUGUGGCUAUCCUGGACGACGAUGCAAGCCUGGCUGAUGGACGGGAUGCGUCAUAUCCCUUCUCUUACUACAGCUAUCCUCACAACCCGAGUUUCCAACCGCUAGCUGCGUUCUCGGCCGGCGAUGGCUCGUCGGUUCAGGUCCAGCCCGACACCCCUCGAUCUGGCCCAUUCAUGGAUCUUGGGCUGGAAAUGGAACCCGAUCACCUACAGGCGCUACCCGCGACACGAGAGUUCUCAUCCCGGCCCAAGUCCAGCGGCAGGGCUCUUCUAGCCACGCAGGUCGAAUCGUUGGGGCAGGCAGUGCUGCAAAGCAUCACCACCCCAGCCAUUGUGUCAGAGAUGCACCUAGAUGCACAGGCAGAUGGGUAUUCUCUCUCAGCAGGGUCUCGCCCACUGCCGUCAAACCACGAGACACGCGUCGACCUUCAGGGAUUCGUCAAGUGGUUCAGGGUUGCCACGCAAUACCCUGCAGCGGAGACCGCUUCAUCCCAGCAGUCGGCAGAGACCCGUCUACGCGCCAUGCUUGAGCAGGUUGACGCGGGUGUCGCCCAUACGGCAUGA
This is a messenger RNA of Penicilliopsis zonata CBS 506.65, 1230 nucleotides long. RefSeq lists its product as hypothetical. NCBI's taxonomy places the organism in Eukaryota, Fungi, Ascomycota, Eurotiomycetes, Eurotiales, Aspergillaceae. Bases 1 to 1230 code for a protein of 409 amino acids. The transcript has a single exon. The record is from RefSeq and is a predicted model, not a curated record.